Molecule: messenger RNA, 11331 nt
Organism: Labrus bergylta (ballan wrasse)
Lineage: Eukaryota; Metazoa; Chordata; Actinopteri; Labriformes; Labridae
Source: RefSeq, a predicted model, not a curated record
AGAAUUCUGCCUCCUUGAAAUGUUUUUACCUAAAACAUGAAUCAUUCUGUACUUCGACUGGCAUAAAAAAGUGAAAUUUCUUCAAAAUAAAAGCAUGUUCUGUCCGUGUGAUGUGUUUUAGAGGUCAGCGCUCCUCAACAGGCUUUUUGUGAAGUCACUAUCGGACAAAGCCCUCUCGCCUUUCCCAGCGCACACGUGUAACAACUGAUAAUAUGCCACAGUUAUGCGAUCAACAUCCACUGGUGAAUCUAACUUGUUUGUCCCCUUUGCCCCCCCCUGUAGCUUACUUGGUGACACAGAGACUUCUCCCUGAGGAGCCAAGAAGCAGACGGCUCAUGACUUCUGACCAGGACACGAAAGUUGUAGCUGAACCACAGGUGCAGCAAGUGCAAGAGGCAAAAGAGAACUCUCAUUUGGAAUCCGCCAAGGUUUCAGACCUCAACCCCAAUGCGAAAGCAUGGGCCAACCACAUGUUUAGCCUGGACCCCAGCGGGAGUGCUGACACCACCACUGCUGCCCUGCAGCCAUGGAAGGAAGGCUGCGAUAGUUUGGCUGACCCCGGCCCAGAAGGCUAUGAAGCCAGUGAAGACAAGGCCUACAAGGAGCCUCUACUAACCGACCCAGAUGAGCCUCCUCCGGUCUCAGUGAUGCUGGCCGAGCCGGCCCCAGCGGCCCCCGUGGCCCCCGUCACCCUGGAGGGCUCCGAGCCGUCCUACACAGAAUACUCUGAGCCUGGGCAACCAGGGCGUACAGGUAGUGAACCCCAGCAGGAGAAUCCCCAGGAGGGCUUGAGGGAACAGCUGAAGAAGACGUUGGAGUUUUGUCUGUCCAGGGAGAAUCUGGCCAGUGACAUGUACCUCAUUUCCCAGAUGGACAGCGACCAAUAUGUGCCAAUCGUGACCGUGGCCAACCUGGACCACGUCAAGAAGCUCAGCACAGACGUGGAGCUGAUCGUGGACAUUUUACGAUCUCUGCCGUUGGUUCAGGUGGAUGAGAAGGGGGAGAAGGUGCGACCCAAUCAGAACCGCUGCAUCGUUAUUCUCAGAGAGGUUCCUGAGAGCACGCCCAUAGAGGAGGUGGAAGCUCUUUUUAAAGGGGAAAACUUACCCAAGUUCAUCAACUGUGAAUUUGCCUACAACGACAACUGGUUCAUCACCUUUGAAUCAGAAGCUGACGCACAGCAGGCAUAUCAGUAUCUCCGCGAGGAGGUGAAGACCUUCCAAGGGAAGCCUAUAAAGGCGAGGAUAAAGGCGAAGGCAAUCGCAAUCAACACUUUCAUGCCAAAGAACGGAUACCGGCCGGUGGAGGUAAACCCGUACGCCCAGCAGCGCUACACGUCUUACUACAUCCCGCCGGUUUACAGCCCGCAGCAGCAGUUCCCCUUGUACAGCCUCAUCACGCCGCAGGCCUGGUCCGCCACACACAGCUUCAUCGACCCCACGCUGGUUGCACCAUUUCACAACAACCAGUUCAUCAACGGAUUUACCACGUCACACAGCUUCAAACCAGCGUCGUCCCCGCUCACCGUCAGACACUACUCGCCCAGGAACAGGACUCACAGUAAACCUCACCUGAGGCCGACGGUCCCGACAGCCGACCGCAGCACUGGGCUCCUAGACAACCCGGGACUCUUUCCCAGCUUCCCCAGCGAGAGGCUCAACGGUGUCCGGAGCAGUCCGCCGAUGCGACUCCCCACCAGCCAGCCGAGAACCAGGUUACCCUCCACCGCAGCCUUUCCGCGCAGGGACACCGUGGGCACGGGGCGAGUGACCGAGCCCUCCACCACAGACUACUCCCUGGGUAUCGGGCGAGGAAGGAAAAAUGUUUCUGCUUCUAGGAAAAAGAGGGACGAAAAGUUUACAAGAGCGACGCCUCAGUCGCCGCCGCCUCCUCCCAAACCCCCGUCCCCGAGCUUUGAGCUGGGCCUCUCCAGCUUCCCGCCGCUGCCCGGAGCCGCCGGGCACCUCAAGACAGAUGAUGUGUUCGACAACCGGCUGGCGAGCAGCGUCGUGGUUGGAACCGCCAAGGAACGGAAUGUGAGCGCUGAUUCCAGCACUGGAGCAGCUCUCUCUACAGCGGGCCCCAAGGAGCCGCUCCGGUCCUCCACCUCCCCAAUGCCCACAAGCUUCCAACCCUCACCGCCAGCCUCCAUCCCGGCCUCAGCCUCGACCGCAGCCCCAGCCCCGACAGUGACCGCCUCCUCCGGCGGCCCGCCACACAGUCCCGCUCCCUCCCUGCCAGCGGCGGAGGUGAAGGCGACGGAGACGAAGCCGAAGCCGAAGGAGGCGCCGUUAUCCGUGGAGCGAGUUCCAGGCACGCUGUCCACCGCGAGCAAAUCGGUGCAAGUCAACGGCGCCGCUACAGAGCUGAGGAAGCCCUCCUACGCUGAGAUCUGCCAGCGGUCGAAGGACGCCUCGACAUCACAGCAGCCAGCCAACCCCAAGGAAGCCAAGCCAGCGAGCUCCGCCCCUGCGGGCGAGGAGCGGAAGUGCCCCGACGCUUCCACCCCCGCAGGAGACGCAAAGGCCAGAGAGACUUACCACACUUCCUCCAAAGCCGGCUCGGCAGCAGCCGCCACCACCACCCCGGGCAGACCCCCAAGAGAGGCCCGGAGGCCGGCCGGGCGGUGGGCCUCGCCGCCCCCACACCCAGGGAAAACCCCAAACAAAGAUCCCCACCACACCCCGCCCAAAUCUCCGCAGUAAUGCGACCCCCUCUUCCUUCCUGUAACCACGCUGCGCUGAUGCGUUCAAAAAAGAGAGAAAAAAAGGAAAUAUAAGUCAGGGCUACUCGAUACUUCUAUCCCAGAAUCAGCAGUCACAAGCGAGCAGUGAGGACGCCUUCUUCUCUGGAUCAGGGCUUGCAGACAAAAAGCACUUUACUGUGCAUGUAGAGCACCGUUUCAUUCUUUUAUUCUAUUUAUUUGCUUUUUUUUUUUAUUUUCUGUUUUAUUUCUUUUUCUUUUCUUCUUUUUUUUUUGCAUUACGUAGCUGUGUCAGCCCGUAAGUUGGCACAGACAACACUGAAAUUUAUUCAUUCUGUCCAAAUGGCCUUGUGGGAUUAAAUUAGUCGAGUGUGUGUGUGUGUGUGUGUGUGUGUGUGUGUGUGUGUGUGUGCGGGCGCAGCAGCAGCAGCGGGGCAUUGUUUGGAGCCCCGCCUCCCGGGCGGAUGACAGGAAGGAGCGGGCACAACAGACUCCACCUUUGUUGGCGCUCAUAGUGAGGCGUUUGUUUUGCGUUUAAAGUGGCGGUGUUCUGCAGAUUAAUGUUGCUUAACUGAACGCCAUGACGUGUUUUUAAAUACAUUUUUCAUCCAUAUGCAAGAUGUCACAGCUAAAUCUCAUUACAGUAAGACUCAGAUCAUCUAGUUUACAUCAUCUCAAAGUGAUUUUACUGUGUUUGUUUCUUUUACUUCUCGAGGCUUUUUUUCUGUUUCUUUUUUUAGUUUCUUAGCUUCUCUGUUUUUGUUUCGGCUGGUAAUCAUCGCUGCGUUUUCUGUCUCUGAUCAUUUUUCUACUUUUAAAGAAUCAACUUCUUCAUCUGCUGUUUUUUAUCUGUUGUCGCUAACACUGCUAACCUGCUAGCCGUAGAGCGCAGCCCGCGUCUGACGGCUCAUUGGAAGAUCGAUGCUUUUUGCAGCAUCUUGACGGGAGCCCGCGUGGAGGAGUGCAACCAAAACUUUGCUUUGUGUCGGACCGUUAGAAGAGAGUUUAAGAGGAGUUGUGGUUGUUUUUAACCCCCGGGCUCCGUCUCUAGAUAUUUAGGGGUCUGAAGGAGUGAUGGUCAGUAAAUGUUUUCAAAUCGCUGCGGCUGCGGUGUCAUCUUUGGAGGUUGAUUUGUUGAUCUGAACGUCCGCCAAAACACCUGACGGCUUCAGAUUGUUUUUCUUCAAGUGUCUGACAACACAGAGAAAAAAUAAUUAGACCUUUCUGUUGACGAGUAAGACGCUACAUCCCUGUGAUGUCAUCCUGCCAUCGAACGUCUAUAAAAGUGGAUGACGUGUCACCACCUCCUGUUGUGUUAAAGUGAAGCCAAAACAGCUCAAGUCGGCAUGUGGCUUUGAAGGAGAUUUUCACAGUUAUGUAACGUUCACUGACUCUUGUGUUGGCGUUCGUUGUGUUUCCUCGCCUUUCAUCCUCUGUUCUAACGAUGCACACUUUAAUACACUGCAGCAACCGUAGUCGCCGAUCAUGGCAUUUUUCAAAGCAUCAUAUAACAAAUUAAAAUCUUAAAAACUUCUCUGAAAAAUAAACACAUGGACAUGAAUCAGCUUAAAAACUGAUCAUGGUGACAGAAAAACAUUUUAUUUGACUUGUGUUUUGAUUUGAUGUCCCAUCUGUUUACAUUGAGGAGGCAGAGCUUAUGAUGUGUACUGAAGCCAGCCAGUAGGGGGAGCUCCAACAAUGUUCUGCCGUCACUUUUUGGGAGCUCUUCCAUCUUUUAAAACGGUCUCUGAGUCAGACGCUUAAAGGGACAAUGGAAGCCUCAGUUGUGAUAUAAUAUAUCUGGAUUUUAAAAAUACCCCGAGUCGGCCCUUUAAGAGAGUUCUCGUUUCUCCAAUCGCUUGCCGUGUGUGAAGACAUUUCAAGAGGCGUUGGAGGCAGAGCACGCUUUCUACAGCGCGAGUGCUCUCUUCUCGUUUCUGUUUAUAAACAAACUAAACUGUGGACUGAAAAGCUUCAGCUGGCACAUACUGUCAAAGGACGACGUGGGGCAGACUCGUUUAGAAUCCAGCGGUGACCAUGAAACGACGGUUUUAGGGGAGGAAACACGGGCGAGCUGUUAAGAGAAAGGAAGACAUUAACAGUAGAUCAGAGGUUAACCCACGUCUGUGUUUCUCUGUGAGCGGAGAGGACGACGCAGCUGAAUAUCUGCGGAGGCAAAAAUAUUUUUUCUGUCAAUGACUGCGAUGAGUUUAGAGCGGCGUUUUGGUAAGAAGAGGCGGCGGCGGGAUGCUUCUCGUUCUCGACCUUGUAGGCAGUGGUGCAUUUCUCGUUCUCCGUUCUGGGUGUGGUGCCUCGACGUCGACUACAGCUCAUCUCAACCUGCUCGCAGGGAAACCUGUUUAAGUUGCACUGUUGCCGUUUUCUCCGACUCGGGAGCGGUUAAAUGUUUUCAGACGAUCCUAAAUGAAGCGUCUCAUUUAAAAAGAAAAAAAAAAAAAAAGGGAAUUGAUCUCGGAGAUGCAAGAGAAGAAAAUCGCUCUGUUUUCUUUCUUUUUUUUUCUCCAGGUGCAAAUGAACCCAAGAAAAAAAAAACGUGCAUCAGCAUCUCUGUCGACGUGGUCGCUCACGCCUUCUGCUUGUGUCAUUGCCCGAUGAACACAGAGAGACGGGUGCGUUGCACUAUUUUCAGGGCUGGUUGAAUAAUGGUUGCUUUAUCGCUGACGGGAGGCGGCGUGCUGUGGUUUUGGGAUGUGGGCCAUCUUGGUUCUGUAUCAACGACGAUUGUUUAGAGUGUGGAAAGUGAGAAGGUCGAGAAUCGAGAAUAUUUUGUACUGAAGUUAAAGCGAAGGAGGUAGAUGAUGAGUGGAUUGUUUUGGGGGAAUGUAGUUUGACUGUGGAAGAGAUUUUAGUUGCACAUCUUGUUGGGCUAAGCGUCACGAGGCAGAGAGAGAGAGAGAGAGAGAGAGAGAGAGAGAGAGAGAGCAGAGCGGUCGUGUGAAAUCUUUUUCCUCGCGGUGAAGACGUUCAGCUGCUUCUUUUCUUUGGUGCCGAGUCUUCAACAGAAAGGGUUGUUUCUUUUCUGACCACAUGCUCCCCGUCUUGGUUUCUUCUGGUUUGCACACUUUCAUUUGUCCAGAGAUUAAAAUAAAUAAAUGAAUAAAAAAGAUUGCUCGAAGCACACACACAAAGUCUUCUUCCUGCUUCACUCACACGUUCAUGGGACGGUGAAUUAAAAGCACAGAGUGGAAGGACUAAAAACAAAACCUUCUCACAUCCUUUACUCGCCUUUUAGUCGACAGGACGGAGACGCCGUACCUGCAGCCGCACAAUCUCUGGCUUUAGGAGACUUAUCGCAGCAGCAUUUGGCACGGCAGCGGUUUGUCUCCGAGCUGCGUGAUUGGUCGGAUUCUUUGAGUGAAGUAGAAAGAAUUCAGAUGCGAGGAGGAAGUGUUCAAUCUAAGAUUUGGACGUGACGUCUGUCUACUGUAGCAGCCACUUUGACAGAUAACCGAACCCAAGUCUUUGAUUUUGUUUUUUUAAACAAACAUCUGGUGAAGAGGCAAAAAUAACUGAAGAGUUUCCCCGAUGACUCUGAACUACGGAGAGAUAAAAGUUGACGUUCUCCUUCCCCGUGCAUCGUCUGUGUGCUCGAGUUAAUCUUCCACAGUUUUCACCUCAGAUGCAAAACAUCCAUAAAGAUUUUUUAAAAAAACACAACCCCACUACAAUAUAUAUACACACAAUAGAAACCUACACGACGUGGGACCUUGCAUGUCUCGCCAAAGUCUUCCUGCAACCACAAGCAUUCUGGGUAAUCCCACUGAGAGAGAGGCGGCGUGGAGAAGGGAACGCUUCAGUCACAGGCCUGUACUCCUGCUCCGAGCUGCUUUUGAAUUUUGGAAGCUAAAUCUUGAGUUUGCUUAAAAUGAUAUACAUAUAUAUAUAUAUAUAUAUUUUGUUUUAUUUUGAAGGACAGACGUGCACUUGGAUGGGUCGAUUAUUUUUGUUGUUUUUUUUUCCCAUUGGUGGAAAUGCAAGCAAAAAAAAAAAAAAGUUUAAAAAAGCGCACCAUAUCCACCGUUAUUUAUGAAGCGAUGCUGUUUAUUCCAUUGGAUUACAUCUUUAAGUUUUUCGUUUUUCUUUGGGAGAGAAUAAAGACGCGGCGGCGCACCUCUACGGCGCCGCCGCGCUCACGCAAAAUGUAAAGAAACAAUUCCAUCCAGUGUUUGAGAAACUUGAAUUUUAUUUAAACUUGAAAAAUGACUUUGCCUUAACUUUUAUACAAGACGAGCAUAGAGUUUAUUUCUUUUCAACAACAACAACAACAACAACAACAAAAAAAAUCCCCAAAAUGUUAAAAGAGGAGCGACGCGCGGGAGAUGUUGAGUCGUAUCGGGACGCCCCGAGUCUGACUGACAGAGAGAGAGAGAGAAGCAGCUUUUUCUUUCUCUUCCCUGUUUUUGUAAAACGUACGAAGAAGAAUCAUUUUGAUUGUUCCUUUUUUUUUGUUUCUUGUUGAAUAGUUUCAGGUUGUGUUUUUUUUGGGGGAAGGCGGGCGGGGCGGCGGGUGGCGGGCGGGGGAUUCUAAAACCUUGUAAAUGCAAAACUAGUCGAUACUGUAUUAAAUCUGUGCACUUUGAAGUGUGUGCUUUGCUUGUACAGUUGUAAAUACUCAGAAAAAUAUAAGAGGUACCUUAAAAUGAUUAUUAAAAAUAUAUUGAUCUUGUUGAAUUAUUAAUGUCGCUGUCGAGCUGGAUGUAGGAUUUAAAAAAAAAAAAAAAAAAGUAAAUGUUGUGCUUCUUCGGACAUAUUUUCGUUUAACUUUUUUUUUCUUUUUUUUUUUUACUUUUAGUUUGGGUGAAUUCUGCUCCUCUUUGCGGGGGCGCGCAGGUCGUCUGAUUGUACUUGUUAUUGUUUUGUGGUCUUUCAUUCCAUUUACCUGUGUGGUCGCGUGCACCUGGGUGUACAGGUUGCGACCUUAGCCCCUCCCCCUCUCCCCCCCUCACUGUGCGCUAAUUGGAAAAAAGAGCCUGUGGUACUGACGAGCCUCUUCAUUACAAAGCUGCGUGUCCACCAGCGUCCUCUUUUCAGCUCUGGCUUCUCUCGUUUACUCUUCGGGUGGGGAGGGGGAAAAAACACUACAUCGAUUUAUAACGGUCAGCUAGCAACAGAAGCGCACACACACAGAAGUGCAAAGUCGGCCAUUUUAAAAUACUGCUGUUAUAAUAUUGAAUAAAUUAAAUUAUUUAAAAAAACACAUUCAAAGAGAGGGUAGACUUGUUGUAAUUCCAGCAAAUCACACCACUAGACGAAAACACUAACUGUAAAAAAUAAAUAUACCACGUAGGUCCCGACCGAUGUUGCGUUUUUUGGGGCCGAUACCGAUGUUGAAAAAGAUAUCGGCCGAUAUCUUUCUUAGAUCUAUGUUCCAUCUGUACAGAUGAAUAUUUAUACACGUUUAUUUUGUUGAUCCCUCAAAUGCAGUCAUCAAACACUUGUGGAAAAGAUAUUUAACAAAGACAAGAUGGUCACUCGAUUGGAAAUCCAUUGUAAUCCAUAUAGCGCCCUCUGCUGGUGAAAGACAACUGUCCAACAAUACUCAUUAAAUGCUAUUUGACUGCUGAAUAAAUCUAUUAAUAUCGGUGCAUAUCUGGGAUAAAAUUAGCCGAUAACGAUAGUCACUAUGCUAAUAUCGGCCGAUAUUAUCGGCUAUGCGAUUAAUCGGCCGGGCUCUAUUUUUACACGUUUAUACAUACGAGGUUGAGACUAUGUAUUUUGUUCCUCGUGUCCAUGAAACAUGGACAGCAUGAUUCAACAAUAUCUCAUGUUCGAUGACAUGAAGACGAUAGAAAGCUGAAGUUCUGCCUCAUUUUUAAAAGCCCGAUGUUUCUGUCAUCAUCUUCGUUAAAUUGCUGAAACGUUACUUGUGAUUUUCUGUCCAUAUUCAACAAUGGAGUUUUUAAUUACACCAUUUUGUUGUCAAAGUCGAGGGUAAUCACCUCAGGAGAUAGUUUAUGAUUAUUUGUGGUGGGGGCAGGGUGGUGAAAUGAAAAGAUAAAUAUCUGUUAGUAGAGCUGGAGUCCUGAUGUUUUUAGCCUAGCUUAGCAGAGCUAGCUUGUAAAAUGUGGUGUUGAUGCGUUUUUUUACUUUUUGUGUUUGUUCCAACGUUAAUCAAACACGUUUCCUUUCAAUCUGGGAUCUCUGGAGGCGCUGAUUGGCUAAUUUUGAAUCUUUUAAUCGAGCCAGGCUACUCUAGCGGUUUCCUAUUACGCCCAGUUUAACGCUAAGUAAGGCUAACCACUUCCUGAACUCUUGACUCUGUGCUGAACAUACACGUAAAAGUGACAUUUUUCUCAAGUAAACACUAAGGGAGUCAGCUUAUUCAGUGAAUUUUGAAUAGUUUUAUUUACCAACGAUUAAAUAUUUCUAAGGGUGCAACUCCCACAUGUAGCAUCAACUAGCUAACUCUUCAGACUACUCAUUAAAUGUCUGAUUUUCUGCACAUGUACCUACUCGUUCUUAACGUUUAUUUUUCCUUUAAACUAGACGUACAAGAUCUUGGCUUGAAUCAAAUAUAAAAUUGGCAGAAUUUAGUUAAAAAUUAUAUUCAUAAUGUUCAUAAAUCAGACCAGAAAUUGUCCCUAAAAGUUGUGAUUCCUUCAGAUUUGGUGAAUAAUGAAAAGCUCUCCCCUGCUCUUCUCGUCACUUGCGUCCAUCUGCUCUUAAAUCGUGUAUGAAUCGCUCUGACUUAUGGGAAAUGUAGUAUUCACAUUAAUUCAAUGGUAGGGAUGAAGCAGAUUUGGUUGAGGCUUUUAUUUUAGGGUUUUGCUUGAAUGUGGACAGAAAAUUAACAACUUAGUUUUAGUUUUCAGGCCGAUGUGAAAGAAACAAAAUCCGGACACAGGAAGUGAUCAAACUUCAGCUUUCUAUCUUAUCUUAAAAGCCAGCUAAAAAGACGGAUGCCUGAUGGACACGUCCCGGUUUUGUCUCCUGUCUUAAGACUCGCUGUGCUUCAGGGCGAUCUGAAGUCUGACGCACAAUAAAGCACAUUUCAGAGCUUUUCACAUCUUCAGCUUCUGCAGCACCCGACACUCAAAAGUGGGAGAGUGUUUCGCGGCCGGCAAAUUUUAAGGGCCCGCUUGAUUGUAAAUUUUGGCAACAUUUCUUGAGUAAGUUUUUCGAGGGGGAAGCAAAUGUUUUGGGUUGUUGUCGCUGCAGAAGGCUGGGCUUGAAACUUCCCCACCAGAGUGUCGAUGCAGAUCUGUGUUGUAAUGUCGUCCUCUGAUUUAUCUGUUCAUUCAAGGUUUUGUUUUUUUUGUUAAUGUUUCAUCCGCUUUCAUCACUCCCCCUCCUGAGAAAAAUACAUGUACGAGUUAUUUUUAAGUUUUUGUUUUUUUGGGGAGUUGGGAACAGAAGCAGAGGCUUUACUGGACCUUGUUUCAUGUGUUUUCAGAGCGCGUGUUUCCUGCACUCAUUGAGUGGAGGAACGUGCGCCGAUGGAGAUAUCUGUUAAAAACCAUUUGAUCACAUGUGGACUGCAUUUUGAUGUGGCAAAGAAAACCAAUACCUGUGCCAUUAUUCAGCUGUUCUUUUUGUCUUUACUGGGCGGUUCAACCUGUACAUAGCUGAGCGCUUGCCAUCUCGGCUUUUAGUUUUGUUUAGUUUUGUCUUUUUUUAAGAUGUGAUUUUCUUGUUUUCAAAAGUCCAUCAAAGGCUUCUCGCAUCAGGAGAAAUCUACAAUGUGACACCACUGACUGUAGGAGCAGUUUUUUGUUUUUGUGCGUCGUAACUUUGCGGUCGAUCCCUGCCGAGGUCGCGGCAUGUUUUCGACCUCUGAACAUUCAAACUGGGCAUCCCUGAACUGUGAAUGUGUGCAUGUGUGGAAUAAUUAAAAAUGUACCACCCAGAAAAAAUCCCGACCGACGCAAAGGUGACUCUCCACUGAAGGCCGGUACCUCAGACUGCAUGGUACCGCUGGUGGAGGGGAUCUGUCACGUUGGCGGCCGCGAGUUCUGCACGCCUCUCCUGUAUCAUCUCCUGUACGCUUCUUUAGGUUAGCGUUUUGAGGAGCUCCUUUUUUUUUUCUUCUUCUCAUGGACUUCCACACGGAGCCUCAUAUCAGCCUGUCGGUCGCCUCAGCUCUUCGUCUCCUCCCUCCUGUUCGCCCGUUUUGACAGUGCCAUUUUUUAUUUCAUUUUUCCCCUCAAGGGUUGCAUCUUGUUUAAAAAUGGACGCUCUUGUUGGUUGUUUGUUUUUCUUGAUUUAAAAAUUAACGAAUGCACACCGAACUGACUGGAACAAGACUCGAUGUCUUCUUCAACUCACUGUGGUUUAACUCAUUAACACUCGUACCGUGCUACGCUAACAGCUGUGGACAAUCGAUGACCCCAUUGUGUUGGGGUUGGGACAGAUGACUUUGCCUAACGACACCUUUAACACGUGGAAGGAGGUUGUGUUCCAAGAGGGCUUCUUCUUCUUUUGUUUUUCAUCUUUCUGUUGUUUUUCUUUAUUUUAUUUUUUUGGUCUAUUCUUCCAUCGAGACUGGAAUCAAGCGUACAUGUCAGCUAUAGAUAAUUUAAGUUACUCUGUGUCAUGAUGUAAAACUGUCUAAUUUGGAGAAAAAAAUGUAGCUUACUGAAAAAUAAAGAUUUAGGCACUGUUGAGAA